CUCUGGCCCGCUGAAUUCGGCGCGAAGCAUCCAAACAGAGAGACGGUUUGUUUCGUUGGAGUAGUAUCGAGUCUUACGUUCUGUGUUAAUCGUCCAUUGCUUUGAUCCAGAAUGACAGAAGCAGCUGUGAAAAACACAAACUGCAUAACACUUAAAGGAUCAGCUAAACUUGUUGCGGAAUAUCUGAAUUAUGGGAUUAACAGUAUAUUGUAUCAGAGAGGUAUUUAUCCCUCGGAAACGUUCAGCAGUGCUGAGUACUUCGGUGUUACUAUUCUUAUGUCCCAGGACGAGAAAGUUAAAGAUUUUCUUAAGGAGGUACUUGGCCAAGCUCAAGAGUGGUUGUUGAAUAAGAAAGUGGAAAAAAUUGCACUCACAAUCACUGAUGUGGACACCAAAGAAAUCAUGGAAAGAUGGGAUUUCAAAGUCCAGUACGAGAAUAGUUCGAGUUGUGACAAUCCAGACAAAGAAAUUGGAAACAAAGAUCUUCAGGUCAUUCAGAGAGAAAUAAGAGAUGUGCUGCGACAAAUCGCGGCGUCCAUUAGCUAUUUACCAUUAUUGGAUUGUAUAUGUUCGUUUGAUGUUUUGAUAUACACUACUGCUGACUGUGAAGUGCCAGAGAAAUGGAAUGAGACAGAGCCUGCAUUUAUAACAAACUCGCAAGAAGUAAAGCUGCGCACAUUUUCCACAUCAUUACAUCGUGUAGACACUUUAGUGAGCUACAAAGCUAAUACGUAAUGAGAUGUGUGAGAACCAUAUGGACAUUUAUUUAUUCAUAGUUACAGUGCAGCACACAUUGUACUGUAAAUUGAUAUGACUGAUCAGAUUUUUAGGUGUAACUCACUUGUAAAUAUACACAUUUAUUAAAAAUUUCCCAUUCUCAGUUUUUAUACAUAAAUUUAGAAAGAGUUUAAAUGUUGCUUAUUUUGUAUAGACCUAUUUUAGUCUCAUAUUCAAUGUAGUAAAUUCAAAUAACACUGUUCCAUUCAAGUUUGCGUGAAGUUCUACAGUGUAUAGUAGCUUUGUAAUACAUCACAUUUUAUGUUUGGAGAGAGCUCAAGGGUGUUUUUUUUUAUUGCUUUGUUUUAGAAUAUUAAACAUUUGUAUUUGUGAAUGAAUGUUUUGUAUAGUUUUAAAAGAUGACAAUUUUGCUAAUACAGAGU
This is a messenger RNA of Schistocerca americana (American grasshopper), 1160 nucleotides long. It is a transcript of the gene mad2, whose product is annotated as mitotic spindle assembly checkpoint protein MAD2A. Bases 112 to 735 code for a protein of 207 amino acids. The transcript is spliced from 4 exons. Lineage: Eukaryota; Metazoa; Arthropoda; Insecta; Orthoptera; Acrididae. Gene Ontology annotation, cellular component: cytoplasm; nucleoplasm; kinetochore. Gene Ontology annotation, biological process: mitotic spindle assembly checkpoint signaling. The record is from RefSeq and is a predicted model, not a curated record.